UCUCUGUCAAAAGCCAGCAGCAAUCGUGGUGAGCUUCACGUGCACACAACUCGGUCUCUCGCUAUCGCGGAGACGAUCGGCAACGCACCCCGAGCAGCUGGUCUGCCAGGCUGCACACAAGCACACCUAAGCAGGUGAAUGAUGGAUCUUCUCAAUAAUCAACAUUCCCAAGUCCAAUGCCCCAAUGCAGGCAGAGGCCAAGCGGAAGGUGGCCUGGGGCUGCUGAACAGGCGUCGUGGCGCCAUCAAGCAGGCUAAGGUCAAGUACGUGAAGGGUCACGCGUUCGUCACCACCUUCUUCCCACAGCCCACGUUCUGCUCCGUCUGCAAGGAGUUCGUCUGGGGCUUGAACAAGCAAGGAUUUCAGUGCAAGGAGUGCAACGCGUCGAGUCACAAGCGGUGUGUGGACAACGUACUGGCCCGGUGCACGGGGUCUGCAGACACCAACAGGCAGACGGAGAUCGUGCGAGAGAGCUUCAACCUGCACAUGCCACACUGCUUCAAGGUGCACAGCUACCGCAGCCCCACCUUCUGCGACCACUGCGGGACGCUGCUGUGGGGCUUCGCCAGGCAGGGCCUGCAAUGCGAAGCCUGCGAUGCGAACGUGCACCACAAGUGCAAGGGGAAGGUGGCCAACCUGUGUGGCAUCUCCACGGAACGACUGGCAGAGCUGCUGCGCCACGUGGAGGGAGGCCAGAAGGAGAAAGGUCCACCAGCAGCAGAGAGGCCGGUCGAGUCACAGCCGCCGAGCUUCAACCCCGACAAUGCAGUUGAGAAGGUGGAGGUGGCAUGGGAAGCCCCAGCACUGGAUGAAGCAAAGAAAUAUCUGACCCCACCACAACCGGCACCGCCCCAGUCAGGGCCUGACGAGUCGACACGGCCAAGCGGAGAGAGUGCCGGAAAGUUAUCGCUCGACCACUUCCACCUCGUCAAAGUGCUCGGCAAAGGCAGCUUCGGAAAGGUGAUGCUGGCGGAGCUGAAGGAGCAGGGGAAGUUUUAUGCCCUCAAGGCGCUCAAGAAGGAGGUGGUCCUCAUGGGCGACGACGUGGAAUGUACCAUGGUGGAGAAACGCGUGCUGCUGAUGGCCUGCGAGCACCCCUUCCUCACCCACCUCUGUGGUACAUUCCAAACCAAGGAGCACUUGUUUUUCGUCAUGGAGUUCCUCACUGGCGGUGACCUCAUGUUUCACAUCCAGGACAAAGGGAAGUUUGAGCUGCCGACAGCAACAUUCUACGCGGCAGAGGUGAUAUGUGGCCUGCAGUUUCUUCAUUCACACAACAUCAUCUACAGAGACCUGAAGCUGGACAACGUGCUGCUGGACAGGGAGGGCCACGUGAAGAUCGCCGAUUUCGGAAUGUGCAAGGAGCACGUGUGCGCAGGAAACCUCGCCACCACGUUCUGCGGCACCCCGGACUACAUCGCACCCGAGAUCUUGCUGGGGAGGGCGUACGGCACGUCGGUCGACUGGUGGUCCAUGGGCGUGCUGAUCUACGAGAUGCUCAUCGGGCAGUCUCCGUUCUACGGCUCAGACGAGGACGAGCUGUUCGAGGCCAUCAAGGGCCGCACGCCGCACUACCCACGCUGGCUCACCGACUCCUCACACAACAUCCUUAGCUGUCUGUUUGAGCGAGACCAUACCAAGCGGCUGGGGGCUGUAGGGGACAUUCGCCUGCACCCCUUCUUCAAGAACAUCGACUGGGCCAGCCUUGAAGCGCGGAAAAUAACCCCUCCGUUCAAGCCCAAAGUGACGUCUCCCAGCGACUGCAGGAACUUCGGCCACGAGUUCCUGAGCGAGUCCCCGCAGGUGUCGUGCCGAGGAAACAGCAACCACAUGAUCAUGUCCAUCGAGCAGACCAUGUUCGCCGGAUUCUCCUUCGUGAACCCUUCGAUCCGGGCGCUCCUCCAGUGAGAUCCACAUCCCCAGUGUUGGUGCUUGCCCAGCCGGCGUUGGGUGCAAAGUAAAUUUAAUUUUAGAGGCCACCCCUCCCACCCCCCCAUUUGAUUUUUAAAGUCCCAGUGAGAUGACAGGUGACAUAUAAACAAGAGACAGACGUGGAGUGAGAUGAGAGAGGUGAGACAGAGAUGCAGUGAAACGAGAGAGAUUAAGACAAGAGAUCGAGAUGGAGUUAGAUAUUUUUUUAAAAAACAGACAACAUAUGGACGAAACAGAUGCGUAUGGCUUUCAUCGCUUUAGUUGGCUUUUUUAUUUUUAGGCUUGGAAUUCGAGCUGAUAUCUUGUUCACCAUUGUUUUUUUUUCUCCCAUAAAUCUGGGGCCCUUUAAGCUUGGUAAAUAAUAGCCAGACUGCCGUGCAUAUGCAUUUGCUUAGUUUAACUAUGCCUAGCCAUGCCUAGCGCCACCCCUGGCGAUUCCAGCCUCAGUUGCCCCAAGAUGGCUUGCGCAAUUCACUCAAAGAUGAUUUGCUGGGCCCAGUCAGUUACAUUACACUGUUUUGUGACCUAUACCGGCGUCAUGGGCGUCACGUGAUGUGGACCACGUGUGUGUUUUCUGCACCGUAUCCUCCUCGUGAUAACCGUCUCUCAUUGCAUAACAUCCCAAAGCAGGGCCACAGAGCCGAGGCAAUUAUUGUGCUCCGGUUUCAGCCUGCCUUAUAAUCAUUUCAAAUCGUAACGCGCACAGUAUUCACUCACUCUUAAAGAGAGAGAAUGUGACUCAGGGGGGCGAGGAACCACGGGCGAGUGGGAAGGCAGCGAGCCGCCGAAUCUACGCAAACUGUGCGCGUAAAACAUUUGUAGCUCUAACUUUAAUGAGAAGGUGUAGACGUAGUUGUGCAGAGUCGACUUAGAAUGCAUUCUAACUUUAUGAAAUACAUUUAGUCAACAACCUAUAAAGAGGUAUAUACACUUUGAUCCUGUUUAAAAGUGGGAUAAUUUGUUUUAAAUGACCUAUAACGUUUAAUUCAUCCUAUUUAUCAUCAUCAUCAACCUUGAUCAAUCCACUGAAGCCCUCCCCAAAUCCACCACCAUCUCUGCAAUAUAAUAAUCCACCUACCACCUGCACAUCAGCUGAUUUCAUCCUUCCAUCUCCUCCCCUCCUUGGUGUACGUCCUCUCGGACGCGUUCCAUCCCUCGGCUAGCACUCCGUCAUUAUUAUUGACCGUCGGUCAUCAUCCCUUCUAGCGAUGUGUACUGCACAAGCCCACUCACUGUAACGUCGCGUAUCAGGUAUCAUGUCUUCAUCCUGCACGUGUGUUCUCUAAUCCGCGUGUUCCUCUUUCCGUUACUCCGUGCACUUCUCAGUUUUCGUUCCACAUUUGUCGUGUGGGUCCAUCUUUCUGAUAGAUAUAUAUAUCUCAUAGCAAGUAAUAUUCAUUGAUUAAAACAUGAUUCUGUAGGUAGAUUGACAUGUUGCUUUUUAUUAUAAAGUUCAGCUUUUCAAAACACUCUAACCUGCUCUGGUCCAUCUCUAUCAUUCAUCAGCUUGAUUCUGGUCUGUUGUAGCCCAUUAUAUAUCAAUAUAUGUCCUUUCAGGGCAGUGUUUGUUCAGUUUUUAUGCAUAUUCUACUGUGUUUUCCAGUUGUAUCUCUCCGGCAGAUGUCAUCCUCUUUCUUUUCCAAAAUAACUGUUAUUUGACUGAACAACACUUAUUUUCAUAAAAAAAAACCAGCCAUCGGAUGUGAUUCACACGCCGACUUGCAUAUGACACAAACGGGCUUGGCAUGCAUGCGUAACCCGCAUGGCGCUUUGUUGAACACACCAUCACACAAAUGCAGGAGCCACAAUUAUAUUUUACUAUAAAAAUGAGUGGAAGAGAAGCUUUCGCGAGCUUUCUGUUGAGGAACAGCGGAUCAAGUAAUUAGUGACCAAGGGUGCGAUCCCACAUGUUUGACACAUUGAUUCGUCAGGGACAUUUCAUCCUUGCAGAGUGCUCUAAGUGUUCUUGUUACAUGAGCUCUGCCAAGACGGUGUGAUUCACCAGGUUUCAAUCGCAUCCGUAGACUUCUCCCUCACGGGUAUUUGUUAUUUGUUUACCUCCAAUAAUAUUCCAGCUGUGCUGAGAAAGUCAAUGGCACAAUAUGAAGAUACGUCAUUUUUAAACUCUCACGGAGUGCAGUAUUCCCUCGUUGUUCACAAACUGGCUAUCCGCGAAUCGCAUCUGAAACCCUACACGACUGCAUCAAGAGAGGGAAAGAAAGUGAUGGCAUAAAGUGAAGAGAGAGAAUGUGAUACGAGAGAGUAAUGAGACAAAGAGAUGGGAGAGAGAUAACUUCUCAAACGUUAAUUCAUCAAGAACGUAGGUUUUCGUCGGUCCAAUAUCAUCAUCCGCAAUAUGUGCUUUUCACGAGCAUCUCCAGAAAGUAUCCCUUUGCGAAUAACGAGGGAAUGAUCUGCAGUGCAUCACACAACGCCGGGGAGAGGCGCCCAGAAGAUGAUACGACCAGCACCUGUUUCUGGAGCCACUAAAGCAGGCCUCUCAACACUAGGAGACUACACUUCCUUCAUGCCCAGCAGAGAGUGUCAGGUUAAUAUUAAAACCAAAAUUGUAUCCCUCGGAGCUGGAAUUUGCCCAAUUAAGUGAAAAAAAACCAAAAGGCUAAGGGGAAACUUUAACUGGGUGGAAAACCUUGACUUUAAAUUAAGCACAAGAAGCCGAAAUAACGUACUGCUUACUAGCAACUCGUGAGGACAUUUGGCAAUUCGAGUGGGCAUGUGGUGUGUAGAUAGGGCCAAUCUACAGCGAGUUGUCCGUUUGAAGAGCAUGCUAGCUUUUCAUGACUUCAGUUAAUAUGGGCCUCCAGACCCCCAUAUCUCUAUUUUUUAAAUAGAGAGAUGCCCCUAUGUUCUCUUGGCAAUCAAGAGUCUCAGCGUGAUAUCCUUUAUUUAAUAAUCCCUGAACGCACUCGGAAUGGGUAAUGUCCCCUCUGAGGCGGAUUUUUGUGUGGAUAUCGCACGAUGGGCUGAUUGCCUCCCAUUACGCCUAUUUAAUCCCCCCCCCCCCCCCCCACAAUCACUAACGACCCAACAGAUGUUUCAAUGCACUGUCAAUACGACUCAUGAGAGAACACUGAGCGCCUCACAUCUGAAAUUGAUCGUGCAGUGUGGAUGAGCCUUAGGAAUAAGUGAGAUUGCUUCCAGUUCACACCGAAUGCACCCAGUCCCCGUUUUAGAACAGCGGUGCAUUUAAUUUAACGCGUAGGCUUUCGCGGCCAAUGUUAUUCAUAAUGAAGGUUUUCUUACGGUGGGAUCGCGCAAAUAUAAAUGUGACGUUAACCCACCACUCCUCGCGACAGCCAAUUAGUCAGGUUCGUGCCAAUUAGUUACCGGUGUGUUGGAGAGUAAACCCACAACAUUUACAAUUUGAGUACGACCUUUCACUGGUAAUUACAACGAGCUUCAUCAGGCAUUUCACUGCACUAAAUUCUGGACCGGCCGAACAUUUCUACGAAACGGCGUCGUAAACUAAAUUGCAAAUAAACAAAUGUAAUGAGAACAGUGAAAGCUCUAUAUUUCUAAUUUGUUCUAGAAAUUUCACCCAAUAAGUGAACCGAGUUGCUAUUCUAGGCAAGUGACAUCGACGGUCGUGUGUGUUGUCGCUUAUUUCAGAGGUUCGCAGUUCGAAUCCGUCGGCCGCCCUUGUUAAUACAGGAAUCCCCCACGAUACAUUUUCCGCAUUAUGCAUUGUUUCGCAUAUACGUUGCCGAUUGAGUAGAGGACAUAUUUCCUUAUCAGUGUAAUGCUUCGCAUAUGUGUUUAUUUGAAAAA
Molecule: messenger RNA, 5721 nt
Organism: Lethenteron reissneri (Far Eastern brook lamprey)
Lineage: Eukaryota; Metazoa; Chordata; Hyperoartia; Petromyzontiformes; Petromyzontidae
Product: protein kinase C delta type-like
Biological process (GO): protein phosphorylation
Molecular function (GO): ATP binding; diacylglycerol-dependent serine/threonine kinase activity
Source: RefSeq, a predicted model, not a curated record